AUGAGCCCCCCUCCAAGUGUGAGCUCUUGUCUAUUCAAUCUCAUCAUCCAACUUCAUCCUGACAUAGUAUCGCAGACUCCUACGCCAAGAAGAUUUCUUCUCCCGAAGAGAGGUACACAAUCGUCUCAAACCCCUACUGCACUUCCACGGUUUCAGUCAACCCCUCGUUUCGCCUCCUCUUCUGUUCCUAGGCCGACACAGGCGAGGACUGGCAUCGAUAUCGAGGACGUUGAAGAAGUUGAAGAUCGCACCCAAGGCACUUAUCCGGACAGCGAAGAUGAUCACCUCGCAUCUAGGAAGUAUGAGUCGCUCAACGACUCCAUUGAAGUCGAAUCCGACAAUGAGACGGCUUCGCAUAAUGCCAGCCCAGCUAUUUCGGAUAACGAGAUAGACACUCAAAGGUCGGAUUUUAUUUAUCGACAAGCUUCCAACACGCCAAGUGUAACGCACGAGGAUUCCCCGCUGGAAGAGCGGGAGCCGAAACGGCGAAGGGUAUCGAUAUCUCCCAUGCGAGAUUCUAGCCCAAUAGAGGAAGAUCACUACAUGGUCGACAACGACCAAAAGGAUACACACGAGGAAGACCAAACCCCAAGCCAGGAGUCUACGCAAAGUAUCCAAGACGCUAUUCUUCCCUAUGAUGAGUCAAAGGCACUCCAGCAACCCACAUUCCGCGCACCACCGCGCUUCAAACAAGCCGAACUCGAUACCACAACGGAUGGCAUUCCAGCCGUUUUCUCCCCACAGCGUCGAGGAGCAAAGUACAUAGCUGGCGGACUCGCCGCUGAACUCCAAGGGUGGCUGUCUGAGGUAAAAGGCUGGGAAGGCUCGACGCCAGCUCCAUUAUCAACAAUCGAAGUAACUGUUGAGGAGGUCCGGCCAGGUCGGCGCAUGUAUCUAGUCAAGGGCUCUACUGAUAUAUCUGAAAACAAGAAGUUCUUACUUGCCGGUGAGGGUAGGUUGACGGGCCUGGGGCAGAGGAUGCCCUUGAGUGUAGGAAGUAUUGUUAAGGUGGGACAGCCAGUGUGGGAUAUUGAGUUGGAUGGAGAGGUUUGGACGGUGGCAUGCGACUGGGGACUGGCAUGA
Molecule: messenger RNA, 1083 nt
Organism: Fusarium coffeatum
Lineage: Eukaryota; Fungi; Ascomycota; Sordariomycetes; Hypocreales; Nectriaceae
Exons: 1
Coding region: 1-1083 (360 amino acids)
Source: RefSeq, a predicted model, not a curated record